Messenger RNA from Polypterus senegalus (gray bichir), 1545 nucleotides. It is a transcript of the gene kdm8, whose product is annotated as lysine (K)-specific demethylase 8. The coding region runs from base 254 to 1474 and encodes 406 amino acids. NCBI's taxonomy places the organism in Eukaryota, Metazoa, Chordata, Cladistia, Polypteriformes, Polypteridae. The transcript has 8 exons. Gene Ontology annotation, molecular function: histone H3K36 demethylase activity. The record is from RefSeq and is a predicted model, not a curated record. Gene Ontology annotation, cellular component: nucleus.
UUCCUGUCGGACUCUUAUUUAGAGAACACUGAUGUAACUUUGGAGUCCUGGCUCUUUUCUUUUCACAUCUUAGUAGUUGUAGUCAAAUGUUUGUAACUGCGCUUCUAUGUAGUAUUUAUUAUUUUUGUUUUACCUUUACCAGUUUAAUAUAACUGUGCUUCAUACGUUAUGAUAAAAGUGAUAAAAUGCUUACGUUAAAGAAGUGUGUUUUCAAAUGAAGGCCAAACGGAAUCUUCCUUCACAGUAAAAUAAAAUGUCCAGUUUAUGGGAAAAAGUAAGAAGAACCCUGCCAUCCACUGAAGUGGAGUUUGUACUGGACUUCAAUGAAAAAGUUGACCAAAGUGUCAUCUUCCUCCUGAACAAAGCCAAGCAGCUACUGUACAGCGAUGAGAAAACAACCGAGUGUUUGCAGACCAGUGAAGCCAUUCUUGAUUACUCUUGGGAAAAGCUGAACACUGGUACCUGGAGAGACGUGGACAAGGAAUGGAGACGAGUUUAUUCUUUUGGCUGCUUGUAUAAGGCAGCUUCACUCUGCCAGACAGAAGCACCAGGAAAUGUGUAUGAAGCUCUAAAGAUCUGUGAUAUGGGUUUAUUGAUGGGAGCAAGCAUAAUGGAUAACAUUCUAGGAAGAGUUGUGAAAGUAUUGGUGAAUGAAAAGGCUGCUAUAAAAAGAUCAACAGAAGAAGAAAAAGAAGAAUCUUUUAACAUAAAGAAGCAGAAGACUGAAUGCUGGUUGCUGCCAGACAUCAGACCAGAAGUUGAGGUUUUGAAAAUUCACAAGCCAUCAAUGGAGCAUUUCAGAAAACAAAUCUUGAUUCCAGAGCAGCCCAUUAUAAUAGAAGGGAUUAUAGAGCACUGGCCAGCCUUCAAGGAGCAUCAAUGGAGCAUUAAAUACCUCAGAGAAGUGGCUGGAUGUCGAACUGUGCCUGUUGAACUUGGCCAGCGAUACACAGAUGAAGACUGGUCUCAAACGCUUAUGACGGUAAACAAUUUCAUUGAUAAGCACAUCAUCAACCAGGAAAAGUAUGGCGUAGGAUACCUUGCCCAGCAUCAACUUUUUGACCAGGUUCCAGAGCUGAAGCAGGAUAUUCGUAUUCCAGACUACUGUUGCCUGGGUAAAGGAGAUGAAGAAGAAAUUACUAUUAAUGCCUGGAUCGGUCCAGCAGGAACAAUUUCACCAAUACAUCAGGAUCCUCAACACAACUUUCUUGCUCAGGUAGUUGGAAGGAAAUACAUUCGCCUGUACUCGCCUGCUGAAACAGAAAGACUCUAUCCUCACAAGACACAGCUCCUUUCCAAUACCAGCCAGGUGCAGGUUGAAAACCCUGAUUUGGACCAGUUUCCUGAUUUUGCAAAAGCUACCUUUCAAGAAUGCAUUUUAUAUCCAGGGGAGGUUCUGUUUAUCCCACGCAGCUACUGGCAUUAUGUACGCUCCCUUGAUAUUAGUUUUUCUGUCAGCUUCUGGUGGUCAUAACAGUAUUUUCAGUUCAUAGAGACUGUAAAAUAAGCAAGUGCAUUUAUUUAUUAAAAUAUACUUUUUAAUUA